Messenger RNA from Cicer arietinum (chickpea), 1101 nucleotides. Its product is annotated as probable 3-beta-hydroxysteroid-Delta(8),Delta(7)-isomerase. Lineage: Eukaryota; Viridiplantae; Streptophyta; Magnoliopsida; Fabales; Fabaceae. Gene Ontology annotation, biological process: sterol biosynthetic process. Gene Ontology annotation, molecular function: C-8 sterol isomerase activity; steroid Delta-isomerase activity; cholestenol delta-isomerase activity. The record is from RefSeq and is a predicted model, not a curated record. Gene Ontology annotation, cellular component: endoplasmic reticulum; membrane.
GUGAAUGCAAGAGAUCUAAUCCCUAAUAAAAAAGAAUACACUUUCUCACUUCUUUCCAUAAAAGUCUAAUAGCUUCACCAACCAAAACACACACACAAAUUCACACUCUUAUCAGUCCACAACUCAAACAGAGUCAAACAAACAACACUAGAACUUGAUUCUAGAAUCAAAUCUCAUUGAUUCAGAUCCAAAGAAAAUGGAGAAUGGAUCUCAUCCUCAUCCCUACAUUCCAAAAGACAUGAUUCUUCCAAACUACGUUCCUUGUUUCCUCUCACAAUCAAAUAUUCUCUCUGUCUAUGCUUCCUUCACUCUCAUCCUCUUUUCUCUCACUUGGAUCUUCUCAGAACGUCUCAAGAAAACAAAAGUUGAUAGGAUCCUGAUUUUCUGGUGGGCCUUCACAGGCCUCACACACAUUAUUCUCGAGGGUUACUUCGUUUUUGCACCGGAGUUUUUCAAGGAUAAUACUGGCUUUUACCUUGCUGAAGUUUGGAAGGAGUAUAGCAAAGGGGAUUCAAGGUAUGCAGGAAGGGAUGCAGCGGUCGUCACUGUUGAAGGACUAACUGCAGUUUUGGAGGGUCCAGCUAGUCUUCUGGCAGUUUAUGCAAUAGCUACUGGGAAAUCAUACAGCUACAUACUUCAAUUUGCCAUUUCUUUGGGCCAACUCUAUGGAACUGCUGUAUAUUAUAUAACAGCGAUUUUGGAAGGCGAUAACUUUUCAACAAAUUCAUUUUACUACUACUCAUACUACAUCGGAGCAAACUUCUCUUGGAUCGUUAUACCCUCAAUCAUCUCCAUCCGCUGCUGGAAGAAGAUUAGUGCCGCGUUUCGAGUUCAAAGCCAGACGAAGAAGCCUAAACUUCGUUGAUGCAGCCUUUUCAGGUCUUAAAAACGAAGCAAUUUAGACUUUUAACUUUUGAGUCAUUCUUAUUCCUUAUAGUUCAAUUUCAUUACAAUCGACAAUCUAGAUUUCAAGCUCGUAAUUUUGGAUAUUUAAAGGAUUGGUAUUUACAUUUUUGUAAGUUGCCUGAUCUUGAUUCAACUGUCACCGAUAUAUUGAAUGCUUAUGGUUAAAGUUAUUGCCACAACAUGUCAUUUUCUAUA